Molecule: messenger RNA, 1215 nt
Organism: Schistosoma mattheei
Lineage: Eukaryota; Metazoa; Platyhelminthes; Trematoda; Strigeidida; Schistosomatidae
Source: the annotation of a GenBank genome assembly
AUGCGUGUAACACGAUAUUUAUGGAUUAACAAUUUACCUGAUCGCGUUACUGAACAAGAUAUUCGUGAUGUUUUACAAAGUCAUGGCAAAAUCCAAAGUGUUCGAAUUCAUGAGCACGAAGGAAAUAAUGGUGCUGUUGUUGCAUUCGUUGACACUAAGUCUGCAACUCGAGCAGUGGAAAGCACAAUACGAUUAAGAAAGGUUAAUCUGUCUCUUCAGUACUGUGAAUCAUCUGGUAUACCUGGAACUAACAGUUCUGAUCAACUUGCUACACCAUUGGAUUAUAUUCAAACUAGCAACAAUAGCCUUUUGCAGUCGGAUGUAAAUUAUUCACGACAUAAAAGUCGAUCUGUGAGUACAGUCAGUGAUUCUAGUUCUGUAUUUCAUGAUCCCGAAAACAACGGACAAACUGACAUCUGUUUAUCACACACAACGAAACGGAAUUAUCCUAAAGAUUUCAAAACCACUAACAUGAAUGCCAGUCCUCGCUUUCAAAAUGAACAUCGUGGAUUAAAGAUUAGUCAUCUUCCUCUUCGUUCUUCAGACACUAAUUUGCGCGAAGGAUUAUUUCAUGAAUACAAAAAGCAUGGGAAAAUUACUUCGGUGUUUGUACGCGGACAAGAUGAAGAGCGUAUCUGCAUCAUCACAUUCAAAAAAAGUGAGGAUGCCGAGAAGGCACUCGCAUCAUCUAAGGGUAAGGUGUUUUUUGGUACGCCAAUAUCAGUUCAACCACACGAAGGGUUAAAUUCCGAAGACCCUGACUUAUGUCCUCCUGAACAUGCUUUGAAUGAAUACCACCCUAAGGCGACAAAAACUUUAUUCGUUGGGAAUCUUUGUUCGGGUACAAUUACUCAAGACGAGCUUCGUCGCACUUUCCGUGGUUAUGGUGAAAUAAUUGAAAUAGAUAUCAAGAUUCAAGCGAAUCAGCCAGGAACGUCCUAUGCAUUCAUUCAAUAUGGGGAUAUAAAAAGUGUAGUGCGGGCUUUAAAAGAACAAGAAACUGUUCGUGUCAACGGGAAACCUGUCAAAUUGGGUUUUGGUAAAAGUCAGCCAACGAAUGUCGUGUGGCUAGAUAACUUGUCGCCUACUAUUAACGAGGCUUUCUUAACAAGACAGUUUGGCCGAUAUGGUCAGCUAACCCAUGUUGUUUUGGAUAGGAAAUCAAUGCGAGCGCUUUAUAUUUUGAUAAUGUUGAAGUUGCACAACAUGCAGUAA